Molecule: messenger RNA, 2337 nt
Organism: Sardina pilchardus (European sardine)
Lineage: Eukaryota; Metazoa; Chordata; Actinopteri; Clupeiformes; Clupeidae
Product: synaptic vesicle 2-related protein-like
Exons: 16
Coding region: 109-1791 (560 amino acids)
Biological process (GO): transmembrane transport
Cellular component (GO): membrane
Molecular function (GO): transmembrane transporter activity
Source: RefSeq, a predicted model, not a curated record
CAGAGCAUUAUUGUGACAAACUGGCUUGACCUGUUGCUGAGACUGAACCAUUCUAACUAGUCUGCUUUAGCACUUGACUAUGCAGUCACUCCUUAUGUCUGUGAAGAAAUGACUAACUGGGAUACCCCCUCAAGCGUCGGCUACCACCGAUGGAGGGACACAGACAGUGUGUCGUUCAGGCAUGGGGCAAGCAGGCUGUCCUCGCUCACAGAGGAGGAGUGUGGAGAUGAUGAGCUGUACGUCCAAGCUGUGCCAACUGUUCAGCAACAGGUAGAACUUGGGAGUGGACAACAACCUGCGACUAAGAGACAAGACGUUGUUGAUACAUUUACUGUGGAAGAGGCUGUGGAGGCCAUUGGAUUUGGAAGAUUUCAAUGGAAGCUUUCUAUGCUCACUGGAGUAGCAUGGAUGGCUGACGCCAUGGAGAUGAUGAUCCUGAGCAUCCUGGGCCCUCAGCUCCACUGUGAGUGGAGGCUGCCUAGCUGGGAGGUGGCCUUCAUCACCUCCGUCGUGUUCAUAGGGAUGAUGCUCAGCUCAUCCUUAUGGGGGAAUAUUUCUGACAAGUAUGGCAGGAGAGUGGGUCUGAUCACGUGUAUGGCGUGGACGCUGUACUAUGGUCUACUGAGCGCCUUCGCUCCAGUGUACGGCUGGAUUCUCAUCUUGAGAGGCCUAGUCGGCUUUGGCAUCGGAGGAGCACCACAGUCGGUAACGCUAUACUCAGAAUUCCUUCCAAGCAAGUCGCGAGCCACCUGCAUAAUGCUGAUCGAGAUCUUCUGGGCGCUGGGUGCGGUAUUUGAGGUGCUGCUGGCCAUGCUGGUGAUGCCCACUCUCGGCUGGAGAUGGCUACUGGCUUUCUCCACGCUACCUCUGGUGCUCUUUAUUACGCUGUGCUUUUGGCUUCCUGAGAGUGCUCGGUACGACGUGCUGACGGGCAACAGCAAGAAGGCACUGGUCACACUGAAGAGGAUAGCAAAGGACAACAGGAUGGAGCUGCCAAAGGGCAGGCUCAUAGCCAACCAACAGGAUGAACGUGGCAAGAUAAAGGACCUCCUGACUCCUGAGUACCGCAUGACCACUAUUCUGCUUUGGUUUAUCUGGUUUGCCAAUGCUUUUGCUUAUUAUGGUCUGGUCCUGCUAACGACAGAGCUCUUCCAGGCCGGUGAUAUAUGUGGAGUGCACACAGCAAGUGCCAAAGCAGAACCUCGUUGCAGUUUAGAAUGUUCCUACCUCACACUAGAUGACUACAAAGACCUCCUGUGGACAACCCUGGCUGAAUUCCCUGGGCUGUUUAUCACCCUUUGGGUGAUCGAUCGAAUUGGUCGAAAGAAAAGCAUGGUGAUGUGUUUCGUGGCCUUCUCAGUGUCUCUCCUGCCACUGUAUGCCUGCAUUGGGAGGAUAGCGCUGAUCAUUUUCAUCUUCAUUGCGAGAGCUUUUAUCACAGGUGGAUGGCAGGCAGCAUAUGUUUACACACCUGAGGUUUACCCGACAGUAACAAGAGCUGUUGGCAUUGGAACCAGCAGUGGCUUGGCAAGAGUUGGUGCUUUGCUUACUCCAUUUGUGGCACAGGUGCUACUGAGGUCAUCCGUCUACCUGACACUGUCUGUGUACUGUGUUUGCUCUUUGCUCGCUGCGGUGGCAGCUUGGUUCCUACCCAUCGAGACAGCAGGCCGGGCCCUACAGGAGUCCACUCAGCUUAAUAACAACAGCCCCCAGGACAUAAACAUGGCCAGUCCUCCGCCGGCCUCUCAGACCAGCUACGGUACACAGAAGGGCCACUCCCAAGAUCCAUGACACGGGGAGUGGACGGUACUUCCAUCACUGUUUCAUCCACAUGUCCAGUACAGUACUAGAGGAGUAGUUUGUGAUGUGUGGAUGGGGGAACUCCGAGGGCAUUCUGGGAGCACUAUGAUGCGGCUGCUGUAUUGGUUACAAGAAGAUAAUGAUGGUGGCUGCUGGUCUGGGUGGUGUAGAUUAAAACGGCAUGUGUUUCAGAAUAAGUUGCCGUUGGCUGGGACUGGGAUAUCCCAUACACUAGGCCUACUCAGCAUAAAGUUGUAUGUGGUUUUGCCUGAUUCAGCCAGCAUGACUCUAUUCACCUGUAGCCAUGAUCAGAACAAGUCAGCUGUAUUGUUAUUCCAAAUCUCCUCUUUAUUUAUUUAUUAUCUGUUAUGAUGUUGUAUUUAAGUCAGACUAAGAAUUUGGUCCUGUCACCAGUGUUCUUGUUGCUGCUGUACACAGCACCACAUGUGUUCAGUCCCCAUGGACAAUAAAUUCUGUUCAAAUCACUACUGUAAUCACUUUAAAGAGCGUUGGAUCAAACAUCAAUAAAGGUAUGCA